GGCUGAGCCUAUCCUCACAAGAGUGAAAGAAGAUCACACUAGGAUAAUCCUCCCUGCGAUAGAUAAUAUCAAGUACAACACCUUUGAGGUGCAGCAAUACGCUAAUGCAGCUCAUGGCUACAACUGGGGCCUCUGGUGCAUGUACAUCAUCCCACCACAGGAUUGGCUGGACAAAGGCGAUGAGACUGCCCCCAUCAGGACACCUGCAAUGAUUGGUUGCUCCUUUGUAGUGGAUCGUGAGCAUUUUGGAGAAAUUGGACUGCUUGACCCAGGCAUGGAGGUCUAUGGAGGAGAGAACAUUGAAUUGGGUAUGAGGGUGUGGCAGUGUGGCGGCAGUAUGGAGGUUCUCCCGUGUGCCAGAGUAGCUCACAUUGAACGCACAAAGAAACCGUACAACAAUGACAUUGACUACUAUGCCAAGCGGAACGCGUUGCGGGCAGCAGAAGUUUGGAUGGAUGAGUUUAAGUCCCAUGUCUACAUGGCCUGGAAUAUCCCCAUGAAUAACCCAGGAGUGGAUUUUGGAGACGUGUCAGAGCGUGUAGCGCUGAGAAAGAAAAUGAAUUGCAGGAACUUUCGCUGGUACCUCGAGCAUGUCUAUCCUGAGAUGAGAAUUUACAAUAACACCAUCACUUAUGGAGAGGUGCGAAACAGUAAAGCCAGCGGAUACUGCCUUGAUCAGGGGUCAGAGGAGGAUGACAGGGCCAUACUCUACCCAUGUCACGGCAUGUCAUCACAGCUGGCAAGGUACACCACUGAGGGCUUACUGCAGUUAGGACCCCUGGGGUCGACUACGUUUCUGCCUGAUACAAAAUGCCUGGUGGAUGAUGGAAGAGGAAAGACUCCGAGCUUGAAAAAAUGUGAUGCUGUCACCAGGUCCUCCCAGAGGCUCUGGGAUUUUACUCAGAAUGGACCCAUCAUAAGUCGAGACACAGGACGUUGUUUGGAGGUUGAAAUGUCAAAAGAUGCAAACUUUGGCCUGCGACUGGUUGUCCAGCGCUGCUCAGGGCAGAAAUGGAUUAUUCGGAACUGGAUAAAAUACCCCAGACACUGAGGAACAUCCAACCUUAAAAAUAACCUCCCUGAGCUGGAGAGCAGCCAUAGACAUAAACCCUAAGUCUGGGGUUGAGACAGACGAGUAGAACUCUCUUUCGGGGUAAAAUACUUUCAAUAUAGAUGUCUAAAGGUGAAAUAUUGUCUUUGGGCGCAUUUACUGUUGAGCGAGCAGAUCAAGCAGAAGGCCGUCAUCAAAAGAGAAAGACUUGCUCAUGGCAAGUCCUCUGUACAGACUCCCAGUUUACUGCAGCAUACUUGUGUUCCCGAGUGGAAUUCCGAUGAGCUGUCUUAGUGAAAUUCCGAGAGAAAUAUUCAAAAGAGUUGCAGAUAAACAAAGAGAGAGGAAGCGAAAGUUGCAAGCCCCUCUGAGCAAAGUCUCGAGUUUUACUUCUUAUCAAUUGCCAUAUCAACACUUAUUUCUUCAGGCUGUGAAUUGCUUUGGAUAAUUGAAUAUCCACGUUGAAACUUUAAAUGGAUAUUCCAAGUGCUACAGAACAAAAA
Molecule: messenger RNA, 1554 nt
Organism: Sinocyclocheilus anshuiensis
Lineage: Eukaryota; Metazoa; Chordata; Actinopteri; Cypriniformes; Cyprinidae
Product: polypeptide N-acetylgalactosaminyltransferase 9
Exons: 7
Biological process (GO): protein O-linked glycosylation
Cellular component (GO): Golgi apparatus
Molecular function (GO): polypeptide N-acetylgalactosaminyltransferase activity
Source: RefSeq, a predicted model, not a curated record